Messenger RNA from Hermetia illucens (black soldier fly), 2520 nucleotides. It is a transcript of the gene dpr1, whose product is annotated as zwei Ig domain protein zig-8. Gene Ontology annotation, biological process: synapse organization. NCBI's taxonomy places the organism in Eukaryota, Metazoa, Arthropoda, Insecta, Diptera, Stratiomyidae. Bases 760 to 1665 code for a protein of 301 amino acids. Gene Ontology annotation, cellular component: neuron projection membrane. The record is from RefSeq and is a predicted model, not a curated record. The transcript has 8 exons.
UGUCGCACACGUCUAAUUUAUAUGCACUUCCACGGUUCCCACCAACGGGACAUCUCCUGAGCCCAGUGCAAAAAUCCUAAAGGCCCCGUUUGCCUAUCUGCUUACUCGGAGAGCACAAUUUCGAGUCCGGCAACCGUUACAGAUAAGUAGCGUGAAUGUCAUGAGUGAUCCGUGAGGCUAAUCAUGCGACUAGCUGCAGCAAGGAUAAUGAACAUUUCGCGUGACUAGUGAGUCGGUUCUAAAGUGCACUGUGCUGCGGCGACGCGUGUGCAAAGGCAACCGAUCAAAGUGCAUGCUGGGCAAUUCCUAAUUAGAUGCGCCUUUCAGGCGAAGUGUUUGUAAUCCGGCUUAGAUUAAGUGGCAUCAAAUUACUCAAUUCAUAGGUGUUUCGUGUGAUUUAUAAUUCGCUAAGUCGGUUGCAAUUUAAGUGCUCAGUGGUGUAUAUAAUACUUAAUAUCAGAGCGUUCCUGAUUAGAUGGGUGAUGGUAACCGCCGAUGAGACGGUUGAUUUUACAUUUCAAUAAAAGUGCAAUGAAGCGUGAUGUGAUGUAAUUUUCACUGAAUCAUGUUGAUCCAACGGAAUGGAAACUGCCUGUAAUCAUUAAUUUACACAGCUCACAGCGAGUGAUACGAAAAAUCAACGUCAACCGUGAUUGUGAAAUGUCUCUUUAUGUUUGGUGACAAAUAGUUGCAGAAGUUUGGAAAGAUCCCAAACAAGUCAUUUUGUUGAAUUUAGGUGAAGUUGCUUCAAAGUGAACCAUGUUUGUGCGAAUUGUGCCAUGCUUCCCUGGAUUAUUCCUCUUCUUACUCUUCUACGGAGUACAGGAUUCUCUCAGUUCGUAUUCGACUACUACGACACCGACUGGCAUGCCCACAUAUUUCGAUUUUGACGUCCCACGUAAUUUAACCGUAACGGUUGGUCAAACAGGAUUUCUCCACUGUCGAGUUGAGGGAUUGGGAGACAAAGACGUAUCAUGGAUUCGCAAACGUGAUCUACACAUUCUGACAGUCGGCGUUUCUACAUACACGUCAGAUCAAAGAUUUCAGGUUAUUCGAGCUGAAAACUCUCCGAACUGGACUCUGCAAAUAAAAUAUCCACAGCCGAGGGACUCCGGAGUAUACGAAUGUCAAGUCAACAGUGAACCGAAAAUGUCCUUGUCGUAUUUCUUCAACGUCGUAGAACUCAAGGCAAACAUAUCAGGAACACCUGAUUUAUAUGUGAAAUCGGGAAGUGAUAUCAACUUAACCUGCAGGAUACCGCAAGGACCACAUGAGCUGGGGAAUAUAUUCUGGUACAAAGGGAACGAAAUCAUAGACACUGCAGUAAACCAAAAUGAACUAGAUUCCAAUCGCGGAAUUACGGUGGAAAAUGACUGGUUGGACGGCCUGACAUCAAGAUUAAAGAUAAGAAGAGCUUCUUCUAACGAUACUGGAAAUUACACAUGUGUGCCGACCAUAGCAAAAUCAGCAAGUGUAUACGUGCACGUCAUCAUCGGUGAACACCCAGCCGCAAUGCAGCACAAUUCAGCUGGAUCAAAUUCACGAACCAGGAGUGGAUCUCAAGUCGGAAUAUUGCUUUUAGGAUGCCUUCAAUUAAUUUUAGUUCAAUUUAAAUGGAGCAUUUACUUCCACCGGCAAACCUGCGAAGGGCCCGAUUACAGAUGAAGUCUACAGCGGCCACUGUUGCCAGCCUAGUUACAUGUAGCUUCAGCCGAAUAACCGACGUUUUUCAACUCUAUGAGGCAUUAACAGUAUUUUCAGUGUAAAUAUUCAUUAAACUUUAAUAAAAAUUUGUAGAUAAAUUUAACGCAAGAGUGAGUGAUAAGUAACAAGAAAAUAUAAUUUAUCGUGAAGAAUAAGUCAACAAACGCAUAAACUCAAAAUACAUACACUCCGUCAUGAAAUUAUAAAACCAACUACUUUUCCAAAGUUCAAAUUAAAAGAAAGUAAGAAGCUAGUUGUCAUCCGCUGAAAGAGCAUAUUCAAAAACAUUUAAAAUGGUUUUUAAAAAGAACAUUGUAUUAUCUAUCUUUUCCUCGCAGUUUGAUGGAUUUUGGUCCAUUCGCGAGAAAUGGUCGUGCAAAAAUCUCAUACAUUUGGAUAUAGUGGCCCACAACUGUGAUAUAUAAAAGGUCGACAAUUUGGGUUUAUGGGAGGGGAGUUGGCAAGUCAAUUCAGAUAUUUUUCAUUUCUGAAGAUUAGCUAACCUUUCGGAGAUCACGCGUGUUCCACGAAAGUUCUUAUAGCCCAUGAAAAUUAUUUUUUUGGUAGAAAAACCAACCAUAAUAUAAAACCUUUCAACUGCAAUUUUAAAAUAUAGCAAAAACAUUAUUCUAUAUUUUUUAAUUGAAUUCGUCAUGACCGAAAUAAUGGUGUGCAAAUGUAAGCCCAUAUGUUAGACAGUUCGCUUUGAAAGCAAGCAGAUUGCUGCAUAACUGAAAUUUGACACAAAAUUUUUUACAUAGUCACACGAGGGUGGAAAAUAAUUCGAUUUUAAAACCCUGUCAAUAUUUCAAUUUC